AGCACAGACUUUUACUUUCCGUGAGCUGGCCUCAGCAACGAAGAAUUUCCGGCAGGAAUGUUUAGUGGGUGAGGGUGGAUUUGGAAGAGUCUAUAAGGGGAAACUUGAGAAUACCGGACAGGGAAACAGAGAGUUUCUUGUUGAGGUUUUGAUGCUGAGUCUCCUCCGCCAUCAAAAUCUGGUCAAUCUUGUAGGCUAUUGUGCUGACGGAGAUCAGAGGCUCUUGGUUUAUGAGUUUAUGCCAUUGGGAUCUCUUGAAGACCAUCUACUUGAUAUUCCACCAAACCAAAAACCACUAGGCUGGUUUACGAGAAUGAAAAUAGCUUCAGGUGCUGCUAAAGGUUUGGAGUAUUUGCAUGAUAAGGCCAACCCCCCUGUUAUAUAUCGAGAUCUGAAAUCAUCCAACAUCUUGCUAGACGAAGAUUUCAAUCCAAGACUCUCAGAUUUUGGCCUUGCCAAGCUUGGACCUGAUGGAGAUAAGACACAUGUAUCAUCACGUGUGAUGGGGACAUAUGGUUACUGUGCCCCAGAGUAUGCAAGAACAGGUCAGCUGACAGUGAAGUCGGAUGUAUACAGUUUUGGAGUUGUUUUACUGGAGUUAAUAUCUGGACGAAGAGCCAUUGACACCACUAGGCCAACAGAUGAGCAAAACCUAGUUUCUUGGGCACAACCCUUUUUCAAAGACCCAAAAACUUUCCCAGAUAUGGCUGAUCCACUCUUUCAAGGGGACUUCCCAGUGACAGGUUUGAAUCAAGCAGUCGCAGUCGCUGCCAUGUGUCUUCAAGAGGAAGCAUCAGUUCGUCCCUUGAUGAGUGAUGUUGUCAGUGCUCUCAGUUUCCUAUCAAUGGCUCCUGAAGAGGGGGUACCUCCACCUUUUCCUAUUUCAAGUUCACUUUCUAAGGAGAAAGCACCAAGUGAGGAUGGAGAUCAACAGGAUGAAGACAGCGCAGACGAACGCCAACUAGCUGUAGCAGAAGCUAUAGAGUGGGGUUCAAAUUCAAAGGAAACCCACACAAGUGGUCAGGAUGGAAGAGUUCAUUCAUUGUAAAAUAUAUCCAUCCUGUCCUAUGAUUAUGAUGAGUAUACCGAAAUUCUAUUUCCCUCCUCAUUCACGGUCCUUUCCUCCACAAAUCUUGUAUCUCUCAGUAUAAGAAUCAUAUUUUGGUUAUAAGGUAGCACUAAGUGAUUAAGCGAGGAUCAAAUAUAUACAUGGGAAGCAAGAUUUCAAGUGAGGUUCGCUUCUCCGGCCAUUUCAUGUUUAAUUAUUCUAAGUUUUGUGAAGAGUAGAUGAAUUUGAUACAACUUGGUUUUGGAUUCCAACCCGGCAGUGCAUCUGUUGAACACUCAAAUGUAACCUUGAAAUCAUACCAUGCAAAGUUAUGCAUGCAUAACUGCAUCAAUGGGCUACUUUUAUUGGCACAUUAGCCGGAAAAUGAAAUAAAAUGUUAAGGAAUUGUUUGU
This is a messenger RNA of Telopea speciosissima, 1461 nucleotides long. RefSeq names its product probable serine/threonine-protein kinase PBL26. Gene Ontology annotation, molecular function: protein kinase activity; ATP binding. Lineage: Eukaryota; Viridiplantae; Streptophyta; Magnoliopsida; Proteales; Proteaceae. The record is from RefSeq and is a predicted model, not a curated record. The transcript has 4 exons. Gene Ontology annotation, biological process: protein phosphorylation. The coding region runs from base 152 to 1048 and encodes 298 amino acids.